CAACAGAAGCGCCAGCAGUUACGACCCAGACUACUACUAUCACCACUAAACAAACCACUACAGUACCUACAACGACGGUUGUGUAUCCAGCAUGUGUACAAACAAACUGUGCUCACUUGUAUCUGCGAUAUUGUCAUCUGUACCAAACUAACAAUGUUAUCGAAGGCAGAUGUAUGCCGUUCCAAGUUGGACCUGUAUGUAGUAAUUACACAGAACUACAAGGCAAUGGAUGUACAUGUGAAACAACAGAAUGCUCUAUACAUAUUCUGACAGCGUAUUCUCAUCACAUGGGGCCAAUAUUCACAACAACGGUUCCUACAGCUACAUCUACGAUGAGCAUCUCUACAACUGUAGAUGGAUACGAAUGCUUCGGACAAAUAUGUUCGUCCACUAACACCUUUUGUCAUAUGUAUGAAUAUUUGGACCACUUUGAUACAAGAUGUAUGCCUUUCAAUACAUGGAAUGAGUGUAAAGUAUAUACAGACCUUCAUGGAAGUGGUUGUUCUUGUACUUCCAAGACAUGUGCAGAAUCUGUAGUGAAAGACUACGUUAACCAUAUUUCAAUCACAACAUCAAGACAAAAAAAUAUAUCAACUACUAUCAGUUCAACAAGACUGACGACCACAUCCCCAACAACGAUAUCUCCAACAAUGAUAUCUCCCACAACAGGACUUCAUUGUUUCAAUACUUUAUGUGCUGUAAAUGAGGUAUGCAGAGUGUACUUAGAUAACGCAAAUUUAUAUGCAGGAUAUUGUAUUUUGAAAAAUGUAGAAGAUUUGUUGAUUUGCAAAAGUAGUACAUUGACCCUGUCGACAGAAUGUGAUUGUUCAUUACAGAGUUGUAUUGAUAGUUUUACAGUCUCAAAAUCAACCAAUACUCAUCCAACAACUACCAUGCAGACACUAAUUUCACCAAAACCACUAAUCGUUACAAAUGCACUUUCUUCUGAAUUAACCACUUUGACGAUAUCAGCAUCAUCGCCAACACCAACAUCCGUUUGUCAAGAUAAACCCGGAGUGGAUUGUGUAUUGCUUAAUUCAACAAAUAUUUGUGCCAACCCGUUUUCACAUCAAUAUUGUGCCCAUUUUUGUGGUCACUGUACCAGAGUUAUUCAGUCUGCCUUUGGAUAAUGGAUAUUCUGCUAUUAAAUGUUAUUGCAUGUUAUAAUUUGAUUUGUUUUGCGAAAGAUUUUUCUUUUGCUUCAGUUAGUUUAAAGUGUUAAAAGUAGUAGAAUACACCAAGGGAGCAUUUCAAAACUCAAACGGAAACCAACAAAAUACUAAUUUAAACUUAAGACUGAGCAAGCUCUUGCAUUCAAUUACCGAAUUCACCUUCUGUACGUUUUGUUGAAGGCUAAACAGUGCGCUGCAGUUGUUUACAUCACCAUCCGUUGGUCUUUGUUGGAUAGUUGUUUCAUACCAUUUCUUCAUAUUUCUAUAUAUAGAACAGAUAUAUCAAAAAUGUAAUUUCGCGUAUUAAUCUUAGAGAGGGUUUAUAUUAUACAUCUUACUGUGAUUAUCCUAAAGACUAUCAAAAUACCAAUUGCUAAACUAUUUCAACAAAAUUGCAGUUUGAAUUCAUCUCUACAAACUACAGAACUACAAAUCGGUAAGGUUAGAAAGAACACAUAAGACGUAGAACAUUUCUAACUUUUUAUUAUUAGUUCAUACGCAAAUUUUUAACAUCAAAACGUAAAAUGCCUGGGUAUUGUGGGUAUGAAUUGAACCUUUUAAAACCUAGGAUAACUAUUGA
Messenger RNA from Mytilus californianus (California mussel), 1752 nucleotides. RefSeq lists its product as uncharacterized. Lineage: Eukaryota; Metazoa; Mollusca; Bivalvia; Mytilida; Mytilidae. The coding region runs from base 174 to 1130 and encodes 318 amino acids. The record is from RefSeq and is a predicted model, not a curated record. The transcript has 14 exons.